AUGGCAUAUAUAUGGCAUCGGCUCAACAGCUCUUUGUUCAGUACAGGCAUCAACGUUCAGUGUAGGCAUCGACAUCCUGCAAUCAAAUAUGGAGGGUGCAAAUCGGAGAAACAUCAACAGCAGGUCGCCGUGGCAGUGAGCCCCGGCGCGGGGCAGGGCACCGGCGCGGGGCAGGAGCUCCGCCGCGGGGGCAGGGGCGUCGCGCGGGGCGGUUGCUCCGGCGGGGUGCGCGUCCUCCGGCGAGGGGCGCGUCCUCCGGCGGGGGCCGGGAGCUCCGGCGUGGCGGGCACGGCCGCACGGGCUUCGGCGUGGGACGGGGCGAGGGAUCCGGCGCGAUGGGUGGGUGCUCCGGCGACGAGCAGGGGCUCCGGCGGGGGGCGCGUGCUCCGGCGGUGGUGGGGGUGCGUGCUCCACUGCUCCGUCCAUGGCCGCUUGUUGGGAACGAUAGGGCAUGGAGCCUGGACUUGCAAGAAUCCUAAUGUGCGUGCUCUGGUGGGCUUCCAUGGGCUGGACAAGCAGCGUGGCCUGCUAGAUGGAAAGCAUGGAGAGUCAAACCGUUGGAUGCAAACGGAAGGUUCGUUUUUUGCGACUGCAGCCAUACAUCGAUGGGGUUGA
Messenger RNA from Miscanthus lutarioriparius, 615 nucleotides. The record is from the annotation of a GenBank genome assembly. NCBI's taxonomy places the organism in Eukaryota, Viridiplantae, Streptophyta, Magnoliopsida, Poales, Poaceae.